CCCUUCGCGUUCCGAGCUUCACCACUAGAGAGCGCAGAGCUAGAAAAGAAUCGUCUCCUGCACAUAUACAGCUACAGCUUGGCGGCGCCAUUUUUAUGGAGACCAGAUUUUCCUCAUGUUCUUCGGAGCCUGACCCUGGAAAAUGGCGCCUAAAGGAGAGACUAAAAUAACAGGGAGUGCGAGCUCUUGUGGUUGUUCGGUUACUGAGGGAUACCAUGGCUCUGCAGGGCAAACCCCUGGUGCACCUCCAGGAAACUAUUAUGGAGGUCAGCAGUAUGGAGGAGGUGGUCAUCCCGGCCAGCCUACAUAUGGUGGACCUGCACCUGGAGCACCGUAUGGACCACCGGUGUCUAAUAAUGGUUAUGGACAACACAUACCAGGUGGGGCUGCCCCAGGGGGUCCAGGAGGGUCCUAUGGUGGUCAUGCCCCCGGUGGACCUUAUGGAGGACCCGGAACCAAUUCAUAUGGUGCUUCACAGCAAGGACAAUAUGGACAAAGACCUUCUGGUAAUAUACCCCCAGGAGUAGAUCCAGAAGCUUAUACUUGGUUCCACACUGUUGACACUGACAGAAGUGGUUUCAUAACCUUAAAAGAGCUGAAACAAGCCCUGGUCAACUCCAACUGGUCAACAUUUAAUGAUGAAACCUGCAUCAUGAUGUUCAACAUGUUUGAUAAGAGUCAGUCAGGCCGAAUUGAUCUGUUUGGGUUUUCGGCUUUGUGGACCUACCUUCAGCAGUGGAAAAACAUGUUCCAGCAAUUUGAUCGGGACAGAUCUGGCUGCAUCAGCCAAGGAGAACUGCAUCAAGCUCUCUCUCAGAUGGGAUAUAAUCUCAGUCCACAAUUCAUCCAAGUAAUCAUGUCCCGACAUACCGUGAGAUCUGCAAACCCAGGCUUACAGCUUGACCGCUUCAUUCAGAUUUGUACCCAGCUGCAGAGCAUGACGGAAGCAUUUCGUGAUAAGGAUACGCAGAGAGCAGGCAGUGUCAGGCUCAGCUAUGAUGAUUUCCUCACCAUUGCUGUAGGACGCCUACUAUAAAUCAUUGUCCAUUAAACACCUCUUGUUCCUGUACACUAAACCUUGUGAAGAACGCUGUGCAAUACUUAUAUGCAGCUCUUAGUACGUUUUGGGGGUAAAUCCAGUAAUGCCAGAAUUUUUGUACAAUGUAUCUUUGCCUGUAUUAAUGCACCCUUUCAUGUAUAUAGAACAGUAUACCUAUGAAAUGGAAAACUGUAAUGCCUGUUUAUUUACCACCCUGCUCUUUUGAAGUUGUUGCAAAUUUUACCCACAAGGGGGAGAUAGAGUUCAAUAAUUCAGUUAUGAAAACAGUGCUCCGCUACGUUGUUGCCUUCUUUCCGUUCUAUGUUUUCAUUGACAUCGGCAUCCAUUUUUUACAUGAAUGCAUUCAUCUAAUUCUUGCAUUAUUGUUUGGACCCUGUAUUUAAGAUAUAUAGUUGUAGUUAGCUGGGUGAUUCUGUUAAUGGACAUGCUGUAUACCUAAAGUAUGUCAUGUGACACAGCCAAUAGAAAAUGGACAUCCAAAUCGUUGGACUGAAGAUGGCAGAAGAGCUUGUUUUCCCUGUACGUAAGUUCUUCUCCUUACACUUAGCACUGCAAGAAAGCAAACAUACAAUGAAAGCAAGAGCUGCAGCUUUUAAUAUGUUUACAUUCCAAGCAUCUCAGUAAUGUUACACGGUGGGAAUCUUACUUGCCCCCUGUACAUUUUAUAAGUUGUAGGAGACUACCAGGUCAAUACACUUUCUAAGCUGCUCAGGGCAUUUGAGGGAGUCUUUGCAAUCUGUAGAGAUAAUAUUGUAAAAUAAAGAAUGGCAAUUUAGAAAAUGCAAUUGUUACAACAUUUUAGAUCUCAUAUUACUCUUAUCAACUGUUUGUUUGACGUUAUUCCUGCACUGUCUUCAUAUAGAUACAUUUGCUUAGCACAAAGCUGAAAGUUGAGUUUUUAUGCAAUAAAACUUUGAUUUUUUUUUUUUUUUUUU
Messenger RNA from Hyla sarda, 1995 nucleotides. RefSeq names its product penta-EF-hand domain containing 1 (gene PEF1). Bases 143 to 1036 code for a protein of 297 amino acids. The transcript has 5 exons. Gene Ontology annotation, molecular function: calcium ion binding. Gene Ontology annotation, biological process: COPII vesicle coat assembly. NCBI's taxonomy places the organism in Eukaryota, Metazoa, Chordata, Amphibia, Anura, Hylidae. The record is from RefSeq and is a predicted model, not a curated record.